AUGUUGGUGGCAUUUCUAACCCCAGAUGACCUGGGGAAGGAGGGUUCGUUCGUGGUGAGACGACGUCCGGAUGGGGUUUGGAUCAAUCCAUACACCCAGCAGGUGUUCAGAGUGACCUGCCCGCAUGUGGAUUUGCUGGUAUCGCUGCACCUGUUUCGUGUUGUGAAAGUUUCCAAAGCUGGUGUCGUUUCGCUUUCAGAGACCCCCAAUUCAUGGAUGGUACCACAUCGAGAGUCUGGAACUGCUGCUCCUUUGCGCUUUCUGGAGAUCUUUUCGGGCCUUGGUGGCACUACUCUAGGCUUUGCUGCUGCAGGAUUUGAACCGCUUCUUGCACUGGAUCACAAGUCCAUUGCUAUCGAGAGCCUUGGCAGGAAUCGACAUGUUCAUCCGAUGCUUGGCGAUGUGGGGCCGCGGCAGGAUUGGCUGAGAAUCCACUUAGCCAUAGAAGGGAGCGUUGGUGGGCAAUUCUUGCUCCUGCUGAUCUUCCUCUACCUGAUCUUUGUGAUCUUGACGUUAGAGGAGUUGGACCUCAAGUUGAAGCCCAUGGAACGGCAGGUCUUUGCUGAUGAGACUUUCGGAGACACCAAUCGGCAUCUCAACAUGAAUGGCAUUUGUCCUACGCUGUUGCAUUCCAUGGGCCAUCAGGUCUUGGAUUGCAGCUGUGGAUGCCGUGGACCACUCUCUUAUGAGCUUCUUCAAUCUCAAGGCCUGCAUGGUGUUCUUAUGAGAUCGCAGUGGGAGAAUGUGGAAGAUCGGCGCCUUCACCCUUUGGAGGCUGCGCUACUUCUUGGUCUACCAGGUUCUUGGGAGUAUGCUCGUCCUACUCGCACGGACUUACCAUUGCUUGGGCAAAUUGCAUCACCUAUUCAGGCUUUUUGGAUUGCACAGCAUCUCCUUCGGGCCUUUCAGAUGCUCUCUACAUCCAAAGACCAGGCUCCAAGAUCCUUCCUUGACCACAUCCUUUGUACGCAUCAUCAGCGAUGGCCUGAACGGGGCAUGUUUAGAACCCGUGAGAUCAGCAUUCUGUAUGAGGAUGAGCCUGAUGCUACCUUUGUCGCUCGCAGUCCUGUGCAGGUUCAAGAUCUUCUCCUUGCUGAAACGCGUUUCAUUGGGGUUUCCAGCUUCCAGCUCUUUGACGGGGACGUUUUGAUGCAUCCCCAGGAGCUGAUUCGUGGCACUCGUCUCCAUGCUCGAGUUGGUAAUGGUCCCGUUUUGGAGGCCGGUUGCUCUACUUUGUGGGUCAAUAAGGGCCUUGACGAUCCGACAAUGACCUCGCAAGGGCAGUCUAUCUUUGCUCGACAUGCAAGACCUGCGGAUGUCUUCUGGGGCCCUCGUCACGUGGGUUGCUUGCUUGACUCCUAUGUUGCAGGUGCACUAUGUGAGAUCCGGGCACGCUCGGCUGACCCUGCAGCCCAGCAUUAUGGCAUCUUGUGGACCAACUACCACUGGCAGCUCUUUUGCUUUCAUCGCUCUGGGGAUUGUCUUCAGGCCACUUGCUAUGAUGGAUGUGAUGAGCCCAACACGUUUGAUCUUGAGCUGCUUUGCAACCGUUUCAUGCUUGCUUGGGGAUGCACUUCCUAUGAGCUGGCUGUGGUGACUCGCAUUCGGCAAACUUAUGGUACCCAUUGUGGUGCCAUUGCACUUGGGCGUCUUCUUCUAGUCCUGUGA
Molecule: messenger RNA, 1668 nt
Organism: Durusdinium trenchii
Lineage: Eukaryota; Dinophyceae; Suessiales; Symbiodiniaceae
Source: the annotation of a GenBank genome assembly